Molecule: messenger RNA, 1600 nt
Organism: Carlito syrichta (Philippine tarsier)
Lineage: Eukaryota; Metazoa; Chordata; Mammalia; Primates; Tarsiidae
Gene: ZNF853
Product: zinc finger protein 853
Exons: 6
Coding region: 239-1600 (453 amino acids)
Source: RefSeq, a predicted model, not a curated record
CGCCAACUUCUGCCCGGGAGCUCCACUUCGCCCCUUCUUUUGGCCCAGGGAGACCUCGGCAGCCCUGACAGCGCAGACCCUCUGGAGUGCCCAGAAAGACCCCCGCGGCGGCCUGGCGCCCCCGGCUCUCCCCGGAUGGAGGCGCCUCCGGAAGGGGCCGGCUGCACGCGCUGGCCUUCACCUUGCAGCUUCUGCUGACCACACCUCCCUUAGCGCAGAGGCUGCCCGGGAGCAGGAAAUGCCCUGCCAGUUGGCUCCCUGGGAUCUGGGUCUGACCGCCAGGAUGGAGCUGGGGCCGGCGACCGAGACCUUUGUGCUGGAGCUGCGAUGUCUUGAGGAUGGGGGCCCUGGACCUGACACCCUCUCAGGUGGCAGCGGUGGGAGCGAGAGUCAAGAGGAAGAAGAGGCCCAGGAGCGGAGCAGCAGCCCACAACGGCCUGCGAUCUCAGCCCCAAUCGGGGCUAGUGAGGUCACCGAGAAAGCCCACCCAGGACAACAGGAGUUGCAACUGCAGCAGUUAAAACAGCAGCCAGAGCUGCAGCAACAACCGCAGCAUGAGCAGCUGCAAGAGCAGCAACCGCAAAACCAACGAUUAGGGCAUCAGCCAGAACUGCAACCGCAGCGGCCAGAGGGACAACAGCAGCCAUCUCAACGACAGCAGGAACUACAGGAAAAAGGUCAAUCCACGCAGCACCAGGAACUGAAACCAGAACUGCAGUUAGCACAGCAGCAGCAACAGUUACAGGAGCCACAAAUUCAAGCGCAACAGCGAUUGCAGCAACAGCAGGAUCAGCUACAGCAGCAGCAAGUGCAAGAGCAACAGCAGGGACAGCUGCAGCAGCAAGUUCAAGUGCAGCCACUGUUGCAGCCACAGGAGGGACAGCUACAGCAGCAAGUGCAAGUGCAGCCACUGUUGCAGCCACAGCAGGGACAGCUACAGCAGCAAGUGCAAGUGCAGCCACUGUUGCAACCACAGCAGGGACAGCUACAGCAGCAGCAGUUCCAACAGCAGCAGGAGCAGCUGCAGCAGCAGCAACAGCUACUGUUGCUGCAGCAGCAGGCACAGUUACAGCAGCAGUUGCUGCAGCAGCAGCAGGCACAGUUGCAGCAGCAGCUAUUGCUGCAGCAGCAGGAACAGAUGCAGCCGCCGCCGCCGCAGCCUCCUGCUCUGGAGCCAGACGAGGAGGAGGAAGAGGUGGAGCUGGAGCUCAUGCCAGUGGACCUGGGGUCAGAGCAGGAGCUGGAGCAGCAGCGGCGGGAGCUGGAGCGGCAGCAGGAGCUGGAGCGGCAGCAGGAGCAGCGGCAGCUGCAGCUCAAGCUGCAGGAGCAGCUGCAGCAGCUGGAGCAGCCUAGGCAGGCCUUGCCCCUAGGGCAGGCUGCCAAUUACCUCUUCCCCUUCUCCUUCUGCCGAGGAAGCAGCUGGGUGGCAGCCUACCAGGUGCCCCGUAAAGGGGGCAGGCGAUUGGCAGGACUUGGCAUGUCUAGAACCCUGCCCAUCGUGUCAAGGAGGGGCAUGUUGUUGGCUCUGGAUGGCAUCUCAUGGUCUGUGCACCUGAAGCAGCCAGCCCUGACGCUGACAGCUCUGGACUUAGAUGGCUGA